CUUCCAGUUCAUUUCGGGCAUCGAAAUGAAUGAAUGCGCGGUAUUCGUGUUUUCCUUGUGAAGCAAAGUGGAUUGUCUUUUAUCGUUUUCUCAAGAAGUAUGUGUUGUUUCUUUCGCUUUUUUGCCAAGUUCUGUUUAUUUUUAAAUAAUACCGUGAAUGUUUUUUUGUGCUCAAAAGCUGCCCAAGACAGUCCAUCGCGAGACCUUUUGUCUUUAUUGCCCUUUUGCGUUACAAUAUUUUAAGAAAAAGUCAAAUCUUUUUUUAUUGUGUGUGGUUCAAAGGUUCGCCUUUUUUGUGUGAUUAAACUUCUCUGCUAUGAGUGGGAGAUAAAAUGUGUAUAAUCAGUGUUGUGUGUUGGAAAAGCUAAAUGAGCAUGCUUUAUUUUGUACAGUCUGUUUAGCAUGAAGUCUCUUUUCGUGCUCAGAACGCAGAGGAGCCUUGUGGAGGCAUUAUGAGUGAUAAGGAGAAGUUUAUUGGUGCCCUGGAUAUUGGUACGACAACACUGCGUUGCAUGAUAUUUGAUCGUUCCCUCCAAAUUCGUGGCUACUCAUGCGAACAGGUGCAACUGCUAUAUCCAAAAGUGGGCUACAUUGAAAUUGAUCCUGAUCAAUUUUGGGCAAGUGUGGUGAGAGUUAUCAAGAAUGCCAUUGAGAAUGCAAAAAUCUCUGUUGAGCAACUUGAAUCAUUGGGAAUUACAACGCAACGAUGCACAUUUAUCACAUGGCAUCGUGAUACGGGAAAGUACUUUCACCGAUUUAUUGUUUGGAAUGAUGUGCGCGCCAAGGAGUUGGUGAAGAAGUGGAAUGACAACAUUCUCCUCAAGUCCUUCCAGGGUGUUUCCAAAUUCCUCUAUAUGAUUACGCGAAACAAACGCUUUCUAGCCGGAAGUGUAAUGAAGUUCAUGAACAGCCAGGUGACUGUACGCCUAGCGUGGAUGAUUCGCAACAAUGAUGAUCUGAGGAAGGCCAUCCAAAAUAAGUCUGCUUUGUUCGGUACCAUUGAUACGUGGUUGUUGCAUAAAUUUCAACAAGGCCUCAAUGAGUGCAAUAAAAAGCCAAUUGAUCACAUCACGGAUGUCACUAAUGCCUCCGCCACGGGACUUUAUGAUCCAUUCCAGCUUAACUGGGCCGAAUGGUCGUUCUCACUGUACGGACUAACUGCCGACAUGAUGCCCAAGGUUGUGGAUAAUACGCACGAUUUUGGUGUAAUCGACAAAUCCAUCUUCGGAAGUGAAAUUAAAAUUGGAUGUUCAAUUGCUGAUCAAUCUGCUUCCAUGUGGGGCUCCUGUUGCUUUGGGAAAGGAGAUGUAAAGGUGACCCUCGGCACUGGGAGCUUCAUGAAUUUAAAUACUGGAAAAGAUUGCCAUGCAUCCAUCUACGGACUCUAUCCUCUCGUAGCCUGGAGAGUUUUCAACAGGGAUUCAAACACAACGGAAGUGGCGUACUGUGUUGAAGGGCAAUCGAACGAUACGGGAUCCAUAAUUCGCUGGGGAAUUGAUUUUGGGCUCUUUGAUGAUCCAUCAGCUUCCUCUGAUAUGGCCUAUUCUGUGGAUGAUUCUGAGGAGAUUUUCUUCAUUCCAGCAUUCAGUGGACUAGGAGCUCCAAUGAAUGAUGCCAAAGCAGCAACGGGAGUCAUUGGAAUUCGACCAACAACAACCAAAUCCCACAUUGUUAGGGCUCUCCUGGAAAGCAUUGCUUACCGCGUGACGCAGCUCUACAUUUGUACCCUUGAGGAGACUGAUUUUAAAUUCUCCAUCAUUCGUGUUGAUGGGGGAGUGUCGAGGAAUGAUUUUGUCUGCCAACUUCUGGCCAAUUUGACUGGAUUAGAAGUAGAGCGUGGUGACAAUUCGGAGCUCUCUGUGCUUGGAACUGCAUUCCUGGCAGGCUUAAAUGCGGGAAUAUUCCAAAAUCGCGAUGAAUUAGUGAGGAAAAGAGUCGUCGAGAGAGUCUUUCAUCCUCAACAUGAGCAUUCCGAACGAAUUAAGGGAAAAUUCCUCCGAUGGCAGGAUGCUGUUGAGAGAUUCCGUGAUUGGUACGAUGAGAGUUGAUAUUGGAAGUUUAUACAAAUAAAUGGGAUUAUAAUUAAUCAAA
This is a messenger RNA of Lutzomyia longipalpis, 2091 nucleotides long. Its product is annotated as putative glycerol kinase 5. The coding region runs from base 453 to 2048 and encodes 531 amino acids. NCBI's taxonomy places the organism in Eukaryota, Metazoa, Arthropoda, Insecta, Diptera, Psychodidae. Gene Ontology annotation, biological process: triglyceride metabolic process; glycerol metabolic process; glycerol-3-phosphate biosynthetic process. Gene Ontology annotation, cellular component: mitochondrion. The record is from RefSeq and is a predicted model, not a curated record. Gene Ontology annotation, molecular function: glycerol kinase activity. The transcript has 5 exons.